AUGCGGCUUGCACCGCCUGGGCCAGGAGGUUUUAAGCAAGCCUUGGAAGACUUCGCAUACGCAGGAUAUUUCAUUCCGAAAGGAUGCAAGCUAUACUGGAGCUCAAUAGCAACACACAAGAAUCCGGAUUACUUUCCGGAUCCAGAGAAAUUUGAUCCUACCAGGUUUCAAGGUGACGGUCCGGCACCAUUUACAUUUGUUCCAUUUUCAGGAGGACCUGGUACGUGCUCGGGCAAAGAGUACGUUAGAGUUCAAAUACUUGUCUUCGUUCACCAUCUCGUAAUGAGGUACAAGUUGGAGAAAUUAAUCCCUUUGAAUCCUAUGGAGGAAGAGAAGUUAAUUUUCAAGCCAUUUCCAUUACUUACCAAAGGGCUCCCUAUUUGUAUUCGUGCUCACUAG
Molecule: messenger RNA, 399 nt
Organism: Papaver somniferum (opium poppy)
Lineage: Eukaryota; Viridiplantae; Streptophyta; Magnoliopsida; Ranunculales; Papaveraceae
Product: beta-amyrin 28-monooxygenase-like
Exons: 2
Coding region: 1-399 (132 amino acids)
Biological process (GO): sterol metabolic process
Molecular function (GO): iron ion binding; heme binding; oxidoreductase activity, acting on paired donors, with incorporation or reduction of molecular oxygen
Source: RefSeq, a predicted model, not a curated record